CGCUGGAAUUCCCCGUCACGUGACCGCAGGAAGCUGACAGCUGAUGACGGCGGAAGCGCAACACAAACACCGACGCGAUGAGCGACGCGGACAGCGAGCGUAUGGACAGUCUGGACGGAUGGGUCGCCGUUAAACGCGACGCCUUCGACGACAGCGAGAGCCACAAACUCAGAUUCAUCGUGGAGUGGAACGAGAUCGAGACGAAGUUCGCGGUGACGUGUCAUAACCGGACGCUGCAGCGGCGCGGCGACGCGAGCGGCAGCUGCGCGGGUCUGUUCUCCGGCGCGCAGCUGAGCGGCGUUGGAGCGCACCUGAGCGGCGUCCGGGAUGAGCUCGGCCCGCUGUUUCCCGACCUGACGCGCUUCUGCGAGCCGAGCCUGUGGGAGCUGCUGUUCUCCAGCGCGCCGCGGUGCGAUGCUGACGCGGCCUGCAGGCAGCUGGAGCGCUACUUCGGCGCCGCGGUGGACGCGUGCGGCCGCAAGAUCGUGCUGGACGCGCUCUUCAGCGUCACUGCGGCGGACGAGCGCGAGUACUUCGAAAACCUGCAGGAGUUUAAAUGCAAAGCGAUGCGCGACGAGAUGACGCGCGCCAAAGACACACUGUGCGCGCAGCUGCAGACUCAUCCCAGCACUGACGGGCUCCAGCGGCUGAUGAAGAUCUAUGAGGAGGAAGAUGAGGCUUACAGGGCAUUAGUGAGUGUGGCGACGAAGUUCUACCAGAACCUUCUGCAGCCCUUCAGAGACAUGCGAGAGAUCGCCACGCUCUACAAGACGGAGAUUCUGAAAUGUCUGCAGUACGAGGAGCUGGGGCCGAAGCGUGUGAGUGAACUGGAGGCAGAGAUGAAUGAAUGGAAUCAGCGCGGAGAAAAAGCUGUUCACUCCAUACAGGACAUCACAGCCGACUACUUCAGAGACACGUCCAGAGCGCUCACAGGUAUGGUGAAACAGAUGGAACAGGAUCAGAAGAGAUUUGGCCACGCCUCUUGGGCAAUGGCCACGCCCAGACAAGAGAAACUCAGAGUCCUAUUGGCUAAAGAGAUGCUGCAGUACAUGAGAGCAAAAGAGAUGUGCAUCAAACGCAAGAGAGAUGAGAUCCGAGAGAAGAUGCGUGGCGUUACAGCGGGCGGCUUGGAGGCCGUGAGUGUCAUCCGUGAGCUGGAGCUGCAGUAUUACGAGACGCAGCUGGAGCUUCACGACUGCAGGUUUGAGAUCCUGAGGAACGAAGAGCUGCUGCUGCUGACACAGAUCAAGAGCACUCAGCGACAGAUCAGAGAGCUGCAGGAGCAGGUGGUGUAUUAUGACACCUGUGAGGACCCUGAGGAGCUGCAGGAUGUUCAGGUGGAUGUAAGUCCCACCCACUCACACCUGCAGCAGCACCUGAAACAACUGGAGAGCAAAAGAGGAGCGAUUUCAUCACGCAGAGCUUACCUGAGGAACCAGCGGGUACACACACACACAAUACACACACUCACACACAAACACACACACAGACAUCAGGGUCAGUACGCUUUACAGACGGCUCAUGUGAAGCCAGUGUCACAUGACUCCAGCAGAGAUGACUCCUCCCAGCCCCUGUCAAUCAUCAGCCUGGGGCCGCAGAGCUCCACCCCCCACAGGAAGAGGCGGGGUCAGAAGCAGCGAGACAUACCGGUGCAGAUUCUGCUGCCGCCUGGAUCGGCAUCAGCACAGCCAGACCAGACGCCUCCUGCUCCUCCUAACCCUCCUCCUCUUCUUCCUCCACCUCCACCUCCUCCGCCUCUCCCUUCUCCUCCUCCUGCCCCGCCCAUCAGUGCGAAGCUGCCCGUCCGAAACACUCUAGAGCAAAACUCAGGAUCGAUGGACGAGCUGUUAGCGUCGCUGCAGCGUGGACAGACACAGCUGCGGAAGGUCACGGUCAGCGCAGAGAGCGGCGAGGUCAGGAACAGCCUGCUGUCAGCCAUCCGUCAGGGAGUCACCCUGAAGAAAGUCCCGCCCUCCAGCGGCCCCACACACAGCUCCGACUCAGAGCUCGAGCGGAGCAUCAAAGCCGCCAUGAUGAGGAUGAAGAAGGUGUCUAACGACUCUGAUGAUGAAGAGCCGUCAGACGCGCCGUCUGGAGACUGGGAGAGUUAA
Sinocyclocheilus rhinocerous is the source of this 2111-nucleotide messenger RNA. It is a transcript of the gene whamm, whose product is annotated as WASP homolog associated with actin, golgi membranes and microtubules. NCBI's taxonomy places the organism in Eukaryota, Metazoa, Chordata, Actinopteri, Cypriniformes, Cyprinidae. Gene Ontology annotation, biological process: Arp2/3 complex-mediated actin nucleation; endoplasmic reticulum to Golgi vesicle-mediated transport. The record is from RefSeq and is a predicted model, not a curated record. Gene Ontology annotation, molecular function: Arp2/3 complex binding; actin binding. The transcript is spliced from 8 exons. The coding region runs from base 78 to 2111 and encodes 677 amino acids. Gene Ontology annotation, cellular component: cytoplasm; endoplasmic reticulum-Golgi intermediate compartment membrane.